UUCGGAGGAUAGACAACUGCAAAAGUCCUCCACAACUUUCUAUACGUGGUCAAACGUGGAACUCCAGUAGCUUCUUGCCCUAAUACAUACGGCAGCAAGUCGUGGCUGUCUUGAAUCCUUUCUGAAGAUAUAAAAUAACAUGCCCUCAUUUACUUCAAGAUAACAUAAGGCCUCGCAGAGAAGCUCAUCUAAACGUUUUAUAAGUACGGUAGAUGCUUGCAUUGUGGAUCUAAUGAAAACGAAAAGUGUGCGUCUCCUGCUAAAAGUUACUGGGAAGUGUUAAAAGUCCCCAAGCUGAGGAGGGUCUAAUUUCUGGAACUACAAAGUAGAAGGGGAGCAAAGGAUUCUUCUGUAUCAUUUUGCCAAGAUGGGAAGCAAAGCUCUACCAGCGCCUAUACCACUCCACCCUCCACUCCAGCUGACCAACUACUCCGUCCUUCGAGCUGUCAACACCUUCCCAGCUGCAGCGAUGGACCAGCUGCAAGGCCUGUAUGGACUGAGUGCAGUACAGACCAUGCAAAUGAACCACUGGACACUAGGUUUUCCCAAUAUGCACGGAAUCACAAGGUCUACCAUAACAGAAAUGGCAGCUCAGGGGCUGGUUGACGCCAGGUUCACCUUCCCAGCACUACCUUUUGCUGCACACCUCUUCCAUCCUAAACAAGGCACCCUCGCUCAUGUCAUUCCAACUCUGCAAAAAGACAGACCGAGGUUUGACUUUGCUAACCUUGCUAUUGCCGCUACCCAGGAAGACCCACCAAAACACGCUGAACUUGCUAAGCUAAGGUCUGGACUUGGAAGCCCACUUUCAGAAAUCAGCAAACUGUCCCCAGACAGAAAACCAUCAAGGGGGAGGCUACCUUCCAAAACUAAAAAAGAAUUCAUUUGCAAAUUCUGUGGCAGACAUUUUACAAAGUCAUAUAAUUUGCUUAUUCACGAAAGAACACAUACCGAUGAAAGGCCUUACACUUGUGACAUCUGCCAUAAAGCAUUCAGACGGCAAGACCACCUUAGGGACCACAGAUACAUUCAUUCCAAAGAAAAGCCAUUCAAAUGCCAAGAGUGUGGGAAAGGAUUCUGUCAGUCGAGGACAUUAGCAGUGCAUAAAACAUUACAUAUGCAGGAAUCUCCACACAAAUGUCCUACAUGUGGAAGAACAUUUAAUCAAAGAAGUAACCUGAAAACUCACCUUCUUACCCAUACAGACAUCAAGCCGUACAACUGUGAGCAGUGUGGCAAAGUGUUCCGGCGAAAUUGUGACCUGCGACGACACAGUUUGACCCAUACCCCUCGGCAAGACUACUAGACCAGACAUCUUGAUCUCUACCAUCUGAUUUUGUAUGGACUAGUUCUGUUAAAGGACUGACAUUUCUAAAGCUAAAUCAAAUUACAUAUAUGCUAUUGGAAAAUCUGUAUAUAUUAUAGCUCAUUUUAGAGCUCUGUAAAUACUGUUUUAUACUGACAUUUUAAAUUCAUAUUAUAGAUUUUUUUCCAACCCAUAUGCUAAAAAGUAUCUUUUGGAAAUAAAAACUACUCAUUGCUUAGAAGUGUUUGCACUUUAUGUGAAUGUCUGUUAACUGUUUAGAUACCUGUACACUACAAAUAUUAAAGCAAAAAUAAUGCAAAAAACAGUGGCAACAAACAGGAGACAGAUAUUUUAAAAUUUACUGUUGAUCUUUCACCAUGUUAGGGCUUCUUUGGCCUACAAGUCUGAGUAUUAAAAAUUUGCACACAUCUAUGAUAAAUAUGAACUUAUAAAAAUUCAGUCAUAUGGCAGAAUUAAUUAUGCAGUCAUUUUCAGAUGUGAUUGUUUACAGAUAGAUGGGUUUAGCUAGAAUAAAAUAUAGUUUUUUUUAAUUUAGUUUAUGUUAAUUUAUUU
Molecule: messenger RNA, 1879 nt
Organism: Protopterus annectens (West African lungfish)
Lineage: Eukaryota; Metazoa; Chordata; Ceratodontiformes; Protopteridae
Gene: OSR2
Product: odd-skipped related transciption factor 2
Exons: 4
Coding region: 368-1306 (312 amino acids)
Biological process (GO): regulation of transcription by RNA polymerase II; embryo development; urogenital system development
Cellular component (GO): nucleus
Molecular function (GO): RNA polymerase II transcription regulatory region sequence-specific DNA binding; DNA-binding transcription factor activity, RNA polymerase II-specific
Source: RefSeq, a predicted model, not a curated record